GCAAAGAGAGAGACAGAGAGAGAGAGAGAGAGAGAGAGAGAGAGAGAGAGAGAGAGAGAGAGAGAGAGGCGGUGUGUUUCUUCUCCUCUUCUUUGUCCCUCCUCCUCCACCACAGUUCUCCUCCUGACGCCGCAGUCAGUCUGUCCUCCUCGCAUCCCGCUGCACACACAGGAUGACUCACAACAACCUUUACUUCCCCCUAACCUUCAUUUAACCCAGCCGGUGUGUAUCCACACACACACUACGCCCCGUUUACAACAUUCACUCCCCGCUGAAACGGCGGCGGAAGCAUGAUAUCCGACCCGGCGGCGGCGGCAGCUGCUGCAUCAUCGGCGAGCAACGGCGGCGACGGCGAGAACGCGCGGCACAGACACCGAGCGCACGGAGACGCGGAGCGGAGCGAGCAGCCGAGCGCAGUCCCGCAGCCCACAUCAUCCGGAGUUUUGGAUAAGCUGUUUGGAAAGCGACUGCUGCAGGCCGGGAGACACAUCAUGUCCCAUAAAUCCUGGAUGAAGACAGUGCCCACAGAGAACUGUGACGUCCUUAUGACUUUUCCAGACAGCACAGAUGACCACACGCUCCUUUGGCUUCUGAACCACAUACGGCUCAGCAUCCCUGAACUCAUCAUCCAAAUCCGCCAUCACAAACAGACCAGAAUGUAUGCCUUCUUCGUCACGGCAACAUACGAAAAUCUUUUACGAGGGGCUGAAGAAAUGGGAGUGCAGAAACCUGUGAAGCCGGAGUUUGGAGGUGGAUCUCGCAGCUUCUCCUGUGAGGAAGACUACAUCUACGAGAACAUUGAGAGUGAACUGUGUUUCUUCACCUCACAGGAACGUCAAAGCAUAAUCAAACACUGGAUGGACAAUCUCAGAGCUAAACAAGGGGAGGCCCUUCACAACAUUCACUUCCUGGAAGGGCAGCCAAUCAUUCCCGAGCUGAGGGCGCGAGGCGUGAUCCAGCAGGUCUUCCCACUUCAUGAGCAAAGGAUUCUGGGACAGCUGAUGAAGUCAUGGGUGCAAGCUGUGUGUGAAAAACAGCCACUUGAUGACAUUUGUGAUUAUUUUGGCGUAAAGAUUGCCAUGUACUUCGCCUGGCUGGGUUUCUACACCACGUCUAUGUUGUAUCCCGCUGUUAUUGGCUUUGUUUUGUGGAUGCUGACAGAAUCAGAUCAGACCAGCAGAGACAUCUGUUGUGUGGUAUUUGCACUAUUUAACGUGGUGUGGGCCACGCUUUUCCUGGAGCGCUGGAAGCGCAGAGGGGCGGAGCUUGCGUAUAAGUGGGGUACACUGGACACACCCGCCGAAUCGCUGGAGGAACCCAGACCUCAGUUCAGAGGUGUAAAGCGGUGCAGUCCAGUAACGGGCUGUGAGGAGUUUUAUUACCCGCCUUGGAGGCGGAGACUGUUCAGAUGGCUGGUCAGCUUUCCUGUCUGUUUAUUAUGUCUUUGCUUUGUAUUUCUGGCCAUGCUCAUCUGUUUCGAGCUUCAGGAAUUUGUGAUGGGAAUUAAGGAGCUUCCUCGUGUAGCAAGAUUUAUCCCUAAAAUCAUGCUGGCCAUCACUGUGACGGCGUGUGAUGAGGUGUACAGAAAGAUCGCCUGCUGGCUAAAUGACAUGGAAAACUACAGACUCCAGAGUGCCUAUGAGAAAAAUCUCAUCAUCAAAAUGGUUCUUUUUCAGUUUGUAAAUUCUUAUCUCAGCCUUUUCUAUAUUGGAUUCUACCUCAAAGACAUGGAGCGUCUGAAAGAGAUGCUGGCCACGCUUUUGAUCAUCCGUCAGUUCGUGCAGAACUUGAAGGAGGUCCUGCAGCCGUACCUGGCGGAGCGACACCGGUUGGGCGACCUCACGCUGCGGGCCGUGUGGGAACUGCUGGUCUCAGCGCUGCUCAAGUACGGGCGACUUGCAGCAGGGCGAGCGCAAAUCUCACCCAGCGACCCCACCGUGCCCGGGUCAGGUCUGCGAGCCUCACAGAUGGGUGAGGAGGGCCCACAUGAAAAGCGAGAACGUACGUGUUUGAACGGUGGCUGUGGUGUUCCAGAUGAAGACGUGGAGGAGGAGCUUAAAGAGAGGAACAGCGACGAGGAGAGCGAGUCGGAGAGCCUCAUCGAUUGUGGACUGAAGUUACGUAAGGUCAGUUUCAUUGAGAAGGUGGAGCGCAAGUCUGCAAGCUGUGUCGGCCCGGGAGAUGACAGCUUCCUGGAGGAGGGCAGUCCGACUAUGGUGGAGCGGGGCAUGGAUCCUGCCUCGAUUUUCGAGAUGUGUGAUGAUGAAGAUGAAAACGGGGUGGCGGAGAUGAAGGAACUGGCCGCUGAGCCACUCCAGACCAGCACGUCGGUCAGGAUUAGGAAGAGGGGGCGGAGCCUGGAGAGAUCGGACAGUAAGACGAAAAUAUAUUCGUGGAUGGAUCUGCCCGAGGAGCAAGAAACAACAACACACACGCAGGCCGAGAUCGAGAGCUGCAUGCAAACAUACCAGGACACAUUUCAGGACUACCAGGAGAUGUUCGUCCAGUUUGGAUAUGUGGUGCUCUUCUCAUCUGCCUUCCCAUUGGCCGCCAUGUGUGCCCUCAUCAACAACAUCAUUGAGAUCCGCAGUGAUGCGUUUAAACUGUGCACCAGCCUGCAGAGGCCUUUUGGCUUGAGGGUGGCCAGCAUCGGACAAUGGCAGACAGUGAUGGAAGCGAUGGGUGUGAUUGCCAUCAUAGUAAACUGCUAUCUGAUUGGUCAGUGUGGCCAGCUGCAGAGACUGUUUCCAUGGCUUAGUCCUGAGAUGGCCAUAAUCUCCAUCGUCAUCCUAGAGCACUUUGCAGUACUACUGAAAUAUGUCAUUCAUAUUGCAAUACCAGACAUCCCCAGUUGGGUGAGAGAGGAAAUGGCCAAACUGGAGUUUCAGCGCAAAGAGGCAUUCAAGAAGCACGAGCGUCAAGCGCAGCAGCAUUUCCAGCAGCAGCAGAGGAGAAAACGCGAGGAAGAGGAACGUCAGCGCCAGGCAGAGUAUCAAGCCCGUCGCGACCGAGACGACGGCCGUUCGGACUCCUCAGGUGGCGACCACCACCACGACAAGAGCCAAAGUGGAAAAUCCAGACCAGGGGGUGGAGGAGGAGCGUCAGGAGGGGAGAAACCCAAGCGUCCCAGCUCGCUUCUCGGCAACAAUAACGUCAUGAAACUGAAGCAGAUCAUCCCGAUGCAAAGCAAGUUCUCUUCGGGCACAGCCCGUUCUCCGCAGUCGCCCACCGGGAGCGAACCCAAGCUACCAGGCUUCCUCAGUUUCAAGUUCCUCAAGUCUCCCGAGAACAGAAAGGAGGCGGCAACCGCUUCCACAAGCGCACCUGUAGUUCCUCCAGCGCAGGAGAGGAUGGAGAGGUCCCAAUCACCCAACAAAUCCUUCAACCCUGGAAAACUCUUUAACUUUGGGAAGUCGGAAGGAGGAGCGUGCGUAAACGGGGCUCAGCCCUCGAAACCGGGGGAUGGGGGACAGACGCAGGACAAGCCGUCUACAAAGUCCGACCUCAAUGGGGUUCCGGAUGAGAUCCCAUCCCCCUGUAGAGAGAAUGGGGAGAAUGGAUCGUCAUCUGACGUUGAGCCAUCAGUCCCUAAAAUGUAACAAGAAAACAUCUCCAAUAAAGCACCAGUGUGAGAAUAUACUUAGUAAUGCAGAGGCAGUGAAAAUGUGAGGUAGACGGUUUUCUGUGUAGAAUCUGAUCUGGGAGCUGUACAUCAAAAAACACAGUUAAGGGGGAAUUCACUAAGAGCAAAUUGUGGCCAGUGAUGACAGAGUUUAUUUGCACACACUGUCCGCAUAGGUUUAGCGUCCGAUGCAUUAGGGCUUUGUUCACACUGCACCAAAGUUUGAUUUAUUUUUUCAAAAAACAACCUUUUUAGGACCGAUUUUUCAGAUAAAAUAAUUUACAGAUACCAUAUCCAGUAUAUGUACAUUUGUUGCCGUAAUAAUGACUGCAACAUGCAUAAUGCAGUGACACAAGAGAGAACAGAUGUUAUUGUGAAAUAAAAGACAAAAAAACUAAAAAUGAAUUCCGUUUAUGUCCAUCAUAAAAUCUUGCUGUUGUGAUGAACUCAUGAGGUUCACCAGACCGUCAAAGCAUCAACAGCAUUACAGUAUUUACACAUUCAUGCAUUUGCUUUUUUCAAAAUAUUUAGUUUGUAUAAGGCGUUACAUAUAUCAAGCAUUUAAAAUAAUUGAAAUACAGCAUAUAAAACUAAAAUAACUUUGCUUUUAAUAACAAUCAAUCACAACAGACUUGCUAUUCAUCGUGUUGGAAUUCGACACAUCCUAUAUGACAACUAAUGUACAAUUACAGUAUUUUUAACUCCACUUAAAAGGAACAGUUCACCCAAAAAUAAAAAUUCUGUCAUCAUUUACUCACCCUCAAAUUGUGCCAAAUCUGUAUGUCUUUGUUCUGAUGAACACAGAGAAAGAUAUUUGGAAGAAUGCUUGUAACCAAACAGUUCUUGGCCACCAUUGACUCCGAUAGUAGGAAAAAUGACAAUGGUAGUCAAAAGUGCCCCAGAACUGUUUGCUGCCCUACAUUCUUCAAAAUAUCUUCUUUUGUGUUCAACAGAACAAAGAAAUGUAUAAAGCAACUUGAGGGUGAGUAAAUGAUGACAGAAUUUUCAUUUUAAGGUGUUCCUUUAAAGGUUGCAUUUAUCUAAAUAUAGACAUUUUUGCUGUUCAAACUACAGACAACAACGAAAAAUAUUUGGAUAGUUGGAUUUAUCAGUAAAUCAGAUUUUUGCUGCCCGUCUGAACAAAGCCUAAAGAAAUCAAGCUCAAACAUGCCCACAAAAUGAGUGUUGAUCAGGGCAAUUGCACCCUAGAGGUUAAAAAUACACAUGAAAACAUAUUCGCCUUUCCGUCACUUUUAAAUAAAUCAUUGCGUCAGACAAAUAGCACUAAUGUUUGUGACUAUCUGAGCCUCAUUUGCAUAGAAAGAAGGCGUGGCUCAGAGAAGAGUGAUGAUGAGGUCAUUUACACAGGGUGCAGUGCUAUACAUGUUUAGGUUGGAUUAUGGCUAGACGUGAUUAGCACGCAUGGUAUAAACAGCUGUACGAAAUACAGCACACUAAAGUGUUCCAGCUGUUGAAUUCACCCCUUAACAGGUAAAGCUUUGAUUUAUUCCAGAAGAACAUGGUUGAAAAGACCCCUUCCACUCAUUUAUAUACAGCACACAUGCAAUCCAAACAGAGCCAGUAAUAAUCCAAAAUCCCACAACACUACAAUAACUACAUGUGGUUUCAACUGUGCGACUUUAGGCCUGAAAACAGCAGGUUUAGUAGAGCAAUAGCAACUUUACAAGCAAAAAAGCGUACAGGUGGUUUAAAUCCAUACGAAAGAACAGGCCCUUAAUGGCAAUAUUCUCAUGUCAAAUAAAAAGAGAAAAGAUGAAAACUGCAAAGAGAAAACAUGAGACGUGUAUGUCUGUGAUGUUUGUUUGUUUCAUUUGUGUCGUUCUGCAUUUCAACCCGCAAUUCACAAAUAUCAUUAUAGCUCUGUUUCAAACCAUAAUAUGCUUUAUUCCUGCUGUUCAAUAUCUGAUUGGAAACAAAAGUAUCAUUUUUUGCAUAUUAACAAAAUACCCAGCUUCACCUUCAAAGCGUUCUUUUGAGUUUCCUGACUGGUAAAACACAGCAACAUUGUCCCAACCAGUGGCAUAAGUUUGGGUUUAAACUUGUCUGUUGUUCCAACCUAAGCCAAAAGAUGAAGGCAGUGUUCAGAAAACCAUUUUUAUUUUUUUACUGAAGCAAAACUAAUAUUUAUCUUCUUUGCACGUUAUUUUUUAGCAUGUGCAUCUGUUUGGAGAUAUAGAGAAAACGCUAAAAGACAUCAACAUAUUUGAUUUACUAAAUGUGUCCUGAGCAACCAAGGGAGUCUUACACAGUGCAUUUGUUGCAAAAUCCAUGACACAGUGUCUCACCCUUUAAACGUUUUCGUUGAAGCAGUUCGAUUUUUGUAAAAUGAUGGAUAUAUUUUUCAGUUAAAGUCUAUGAAAAAAUGAGAGGUGCCUCAACAACAAAUGGAAAAUUACAUUUUUACUUUGUAGUUUCAUAGAAGACAACUAUGCAUAUGUUCUUUGUUUGGUUGACUGGAUUUGUCUAACAGAAGUUGCAAUAAUAUUUUGGCCGGAAUGGUGAUUUGGAAUUUGUCUUAAAUUUGUUCAGAAAAUGUUGAGUACAGUAAUAGAUCAAUAUGUUUUUAAUUACUACAUUUCAUCAACAAAAUGAUGUGUUACUACAACAACCUGUUGUGAAACAGCUGUCUUAAAUCCUAAAUUUGACCUUAAAUUAAGAAUGUGAUUUUAUUGGACCCCGGUCACUUCAAUGGUAAACAUACAACCAGAGGCUGUUGCUUGUUUUAAUGUAGCUGUCCAUCACAGGCAAACAUAAUUUUCUCUUUUCUAUAUGCUCUGACAGUUAUUCUCCACCAAAUAUAAUACUUUCUACUUUGUUCACAAAAUGAUUCAUUUUAAUCAAUUUCUCACCAACUAGGUCCUAACAAGAACAUUUAGUUAAAAAGCUAAUAACCUUGUGAUAUCAUUUUUUUCUGUGUUGUUUCACGACAAAAUCACUUGGUAGUAAACAGCCCCUGCCGUAACAGCAGCGUUCAUAUCCUUUGCUAGAAAUAAGACGUAUGCCAUCUAAAAUAAUAAUUUUUAUGUACUAUGACAUUCUCUUUAUAGCCAAAGUCCCUCAGCCCACAUUGAUUCACUGUAAGAGUAACUCAGGUCUCCUGACUGAUACUGUGAGGAAUCACAUUCAUUAUAGAGGGGCAGAAAAAAAUAUUAUUGUUUAUUUGUUUGUUUGUUGUGUUGCUGAUUCUGCAAUAUGAUGGAUGAAGGAAACUGUUGUAAAUCUCUGAAUGUGCUGUAGGGUUGUGUCAUCUCUGUAUGAUCCGUCUACAUUGUGGUCAUCUUUACAGUACAGUUUAAUGUCAUCAGACCGUCAGCUCUGGCCUAAUAACAGUCACAUUUCUGUUGUCUUUGUUUGUUUAAAGAAGUGAGUAGUUAAGCUAUUGAUAGUUGGAAGACAGCAUAGGUUUGUUGUGUAAGAACUGCUGUACAUUCGGUCUAACUGUGAAAUAUGAAGUGAUUGUGGUGAGAGGGGCCACAGAUGUCCCUCUCUGAAGGCAACCUCACAAACCUAUCAUGAGCUCUUCCAAUGUUCCACUGUAAAACUUUCUUUCUUAAAGAAAACAAUAUUAGGGGACGGAUUACUUAUUUCUUUUAUUUUGUCAUAUUUUUGUAAGAAUUGAAAUGGGAUAAUAAAACAGAUUUAAAUUUAUUGUUUUGUGA
Molecule: messenger RNA, 7302 nt
Organism: Triplophysa rosa
Lineage: Eukaryota; Metazoa; Chordata; Actinopteri; Cypriniformes; Nemacheilidae
Gene: ano8b
Product: anoctamin 8b
Exons: 17
Coding region: 291-3599 (1102 amino acids)
Biological process (GO): chloride transmembrane transport
Cellular component (GO): plasma membrane
Molecular function (GO): chloride channel activity
Source: RefSeq, a predicted model, not a curated record